Lodderomyces parapsilosis is the source of this 480-nucleotide messenger RNA. RefSeq lists its product as uncharacterized. Gene Ontology annotation, cellular component: P-body. Gene Ontology annotation, molecular function: mRNA binding; enzyme activator activity. The transcript has a single exon. NCBI's taxonomy places the organism in Eukaryota, Fungi, Ascomycota, Pichiomycetes, Serinales, Debaryomycetaceae. Gene Ontology annotation, biological process: deadenylation-dependent decapping of nuclear-transcribed mRNA; deadenylation-independent decapping of nuclear-transcribed mRNA; positive regulation of catalytic activity. The record is from RefSeq and is a predicted model, not a curated record. Bases 1 to 480 code for a protein of 159 amino acids.
AUGGCCACUGUUGAUACACAUAUGAGCCAAGAGCAAAUAACACGAGAUGAUGCGCUUAAGUUGUAUACCAGUGCACUCAACUUCAAUGUCAUUAGCCGUUAUGAUCCUGCUAUCAAACAAUUAAUUUGUCACACAUCACAUUGCGUACUUUACAAGUUCAACGAACAGUCCGAGGAGUGGGUCAAGACAGAUUAUCAAGGAGCUCUAGCGUUGUACGAGAGAAGUGAGAGUACUGAUGCCGAACGAGCAUCCUCUUCGGAGACCCAACAACGGCAUGCAUUCAAUUACGGCAUCAUUAUAUUAAAUCGAACCAACCCUGAAUGCUUUUCCUUGGGAAUCCAACCGGACUCAGGAAUGGAGGUUGAACUCAACGAUAACUUGAUAAUUAUACGAAGUAUUUCCGGGGAAAUAUAUGGAUUGUGGUUGUUUAGUGAGGAUGAGAGGGAGUCUUUGUACAAAACUAUACAAUAUUUGGUUUGA